Molecule: messenger RNA, 135 nt
Organism: Mus musculus (house mouse)
Lineage: Eukaryota; Metazoa; Chordata; Mammalia; Rodentia; Muridae
Product: predicted gene, 46974
Exons: 1
Coding region: 1-135 (44 amino acids)
Source: RefSeq, a predicted model, not a curated record
AUGGCAGGUAAGUUGGCCUUGGGGGAAAUUGCAGGCUUCAGUCAGGCCAAGCUGAAGAAAACCAAGACUCAUGAACCGGAUAACCUGCCAACCAAAGAGAAUAUUAAACAAGAAAAGAGGACUGAAAUUUCCUAG